AUAUCAAUAGAUUUUAACGAUUAUUAUUUACUUAAAGUAAAAAUGCCUGUAGCUAGGCAAAUACGUCCUAAGGAAGCGAGCAUGCUCCAGUCCAGACGGUGGCAGUAAAUAUCUUGUGUGGAGUGAUCAACGACCAACAAAACAAACCUUGAGGGUGUAGGGCAUCUCAAUUUAGUGUCCUUUUUGUAUGUUUCAUGUGUAGGUAUUAUAGGUGACGCAUAUGUCACAGUCAGCACAGACCGGCACGAUGCCCACUGCCCCGGACUCCCCCUCUCUUAGCGUGACUGUCAGCGGAAAUGUGCAGAAAUAUGGCAUCAAGAAGAAAAAAGUGUUAAAUGCAGAGGAGACUGAGCUGUUUGAACUGACCCAGGCUGCUGGGAUCAUCAUUGAUCAAGAGGUUUUCAAGAUCAUAGUGGAUCUGUUGAAGAUGAACGUCGCUCCUCUGGCAGUCUUUCAGACCCUAAAGACUAUGUUUGCGGGACAGAAGGUGUCUGAAACAUCCACCGCUGACACAUCCACAGCGUCCCACACCACUACUGCACCUUCAGAGUCUAGAGAAGAGGAGUGUGUGGUCUCUGCAAAGAGCACUAAAACUGCAGCCCCUCCCUCUGCCUCUGCACCCCGCCCACCAAGGGGAGGGGCUAAGAUAGUGGUCUACAGCUCGGGUGACACAAGCGCUCAAGUACGCAGUAAAACAAGUUCAGGGCAAGGAGAGAAGACUGCAAGAGAUGGUUCCAGCCAGCGGGUUCCACGGCAGGUCAGCGCCACCAGGGGGCAGAAGAGUGCCAAGAGUUCUGGAAGUAGCAGCUCCUCUUCUCAGCUCACUUCCAACUGAAAUUCUACAUUAAACAAUGCAUACUAAACUCUCUCAAGUUACACUCCUUUGUUCUUGUGAUUGAGAUUCCUGAAGAAUUUAAAACUUUUUCACUGUAAAUAAAAAGUUGUUUUAAAGGCUUAUAGUCCUCUCCAUUGGGAUUCUUUGCUUGAAAAAAACUCAUUUUGCAUAAAAUUAGCAUCUUAUUCAGAGAGACCAUAGCUGAAGCUUAUAAUUUUGUAUGGUGUAUUUUCAGCUGUGGUGUUGAAAGUGGGAACACCAGACCCGAUUAGUGCAUACACUUUCACACCAAAACAAUAAUUUGAGGGAAAAUGCUGCAAAUCUUUAUUCUAAACUUUUCACUUUUGAAAUGUAUGUAACCUGAUAUUUUGUUUUAGAGGAACACAAACGCUGGUUCUAUUUAUUAUUUUGUGAGCCACUUUAAAUCACCUGUCUUGAAAUGUAGACAGUGAUGUCUAGAUUGGCUUGUGAAAUGUUGUUUUUAAGUUUUUAUAUGAUUUUUUUCAAGUGUAUUGCUCAAAUAGCUCUUUUACAUUUUGCUUCUGGUAAACACAUCCCAUGUUUUGAACACAUAAGUUUUAAAAUUUUAGAUGAUGAAGCACAUGGUUGUGUGUCAACAAUCUGCUUGAAUUUAAUUCAUGUAUAUGAAGCAAAAUAAACACUUUUUUUCCAAUUA
Messenger RNA from Myxocyprinus asiaticus (Chinese sucker), 1511 nucleotides. It is a transcript of the gene mzt2b, whose product is annotated as mitotic spindle organizing protein 2B. The record is from RefSeq and is a predicted model, not a curated record. The transcript has 5 exons. Bases 221 to 835 code for a protein of 204 amino acids. Gene Ontology annotation, cellular component: centrosome; spindle. Lineage: Eukaryota; Metazoa; Chordata; Actinopteri; Cypriniformes; Catostomidae.